Cololabis saira (Pacific saury) is the source of this 1678-nucleotide messenger RNA. Its product is annotated as zinc finger protein 239-like. Lineage: Eukaryota; Metazoa; Chordata; Actinopteri; Beloniformes; Belonidae. Gene Ontology annotation, biological process: regulation of transcription by RNA polymerase II. The record is from RefSeq and is a predicted model, not a curated record. Gene Ontology annotation, molecular function: DNA-binding transcription factor activity; RNA polymerase II cis-regulatory region sequence-specific DNA binding. Bases 149 to 1030 code for a protein of 293 amino acids. The transcript has a single exon.
CCCACAAGAAAAUGUUUGUAAGGUGGAGGAGGACGGGGUUUUCAGUGACCAGCACCUGGAUAACCUGGAGAGGAUCUGCAGCCCGGACCAGGAGGAACCAGGGCAUCCACAGACUACAGAACUGGAGGAAGACUCCGGCCGUCAGGAGAUGAAGCACGAGGACGUAGAGGUGGAUGUCUCAUUGGUCAAUGUCGCUGAUGUGAAAGUUGAAAAUGAUGAACCAGGACCAAACUGUGGCCAGCUGCUGUUGCACACUUCUCCUGAAGCUCAAAACAAAGAUGAGGAAGGGACUGAAAGUUUACGCUCAGACUCCAGUAAAACUGCAGAUCCAGAGUCAAUGAGACGACACGGUGACCACGAAGAUGCUGCUGUCCCGUCAGACAGCAACUGUAAAUCAAAGCUGACCAUGACCCACACGGGGAAGAAGGUAUUUUCUUGCAGCACUUGCAGGAAAGAGUUCAGUAAAAGUAGUAAUUUAAUGGAUCACGUGAAGAUCCACACUGGCGAAAGGCCGUACCUGUGCAACACCUGCGGAAAAUCGUUUACCCAAUCAUCAGAUCUUAAACGCCACAUAACCACGCACACGGGCGAGAAGCCCUACAUCUGCAAAACAUGUGGUAAAAGUUACAGGCUACGUUCCCACCUGGUGGUUCACUCGAGGACCCACACGGGCGAGAAGCCGUACCUGUGCAACACCUGCGGAAAAACCUUUACUCAGUCAUCAAUUCUUAAACGGCACAUAACCACACACACGGGAGAGAAGCCCUACAUCUGCAAAACAUGUGGAAAAAGUUACAUAGAACGUUCCAACCUGGUUAUUCACUCGAGGAUCCACACCGGUGAAAGGCCGUACCUGUGCAACACCUGCAGCAAACCCUUUACUAGAUUAUCAGAUCUUAAAAGCCACAUAACCACGCACACGGGCGAGAAGCGAUAUUUGUGCAAGACAUGCAACAAAGGUUUUAGCCGCAGAUUUGAUUUGCUGAGUCACAUGAAAAAUCACCCGGAGGAGAAGUCUGGUGACUCGUGACAAAUGAAGCUCAUGUUGUCGUCCUCCGGGGGCAGCUGUCCACUCCUGUCUGACACACAGAAGAAGAACCCGCAGAAGUCCAACCACCACCUCCUGUGGCUGAUGAGCCUAAUCCCCUCCCCACAAGAGUUGCAGGUUCCACCCGGAUUUAUGCUUCUCUGUCAACUUAACGCAGAGGGAAUGAUGUGGUUGUGUACUUUUUAUUUAAAGUUCUGCAAUGAGUUUGUUUGAAUCCCUGUUCCUUCUUAAAAUCGUAUUAUUUGUUGCUGUUGGUAACUUGCCGUCUCCACGGUGCAAAUAAAGAGCUGUUAGUAUUUGCUGAAGUUUCUUUAAACGUGACAGUUUAUUUCGUUCAUCUACAAAGCCUCUCUCACACGCCCUUUUUCCCGUCUGUUUCUUCUUCACUCACAUUCUCUUUGUAAAGUUAAUCUGCAGCUCGAUGUUGUUAAACUCUCUCCAUCUACUCCAUUCAGAGGUUAUAUAUUGUGAUGUUAUACAUAGUUCGCUGAAAACUGUAAAAGGCUUUUUGCAUUUUAAAAUCUGAGCUGCGCGUACAUCAGAUUAUCGUGAUAAUUCAUGGGACAAACUAAGUCAAAACAAUGUAAUUCAAAUUAUCCAUGCUGUUUUAUUGUAACAAUGCAAGCUAAA